Messenger RNA from Adineta ricciae, 234 nucleotides. Lineage: Eukaryota; Metazoa; Rotifera; Eurotatoria; Adinetida; Adinetidae. The record is from the annotation of a GenBank genome assembly.
AUGUCUGCUUUCGAUGGAAAUCGUGAUGGUUAUCUUGAUGCAGCUGAAAUAGCUGAUGCAAAUGAAGUUCGAUUUACUGAUGUAAAUCGAGAUGGUGCUCUUAACUUCAACGAAUUCGCUCGUGUUGAAAAUCCGAAUAAAUUUGCAAUGUACGAUACAAAUCGCGAUGGAUUAGUUGAUACUCCUGAAUACGCAAGAGGAGAACUCAAUACUGAACAUCGAUAUGGGUUCUAA